Molecule: messenger RNA, 465 nt
Organism: Adineta steineri
Lineage: Eukaryota; Metazoa; Rotifera; Eurotatoria; Adinetida; Adinetidae
Source: the annotation of a GenBank genome assembly
AUGAAACACUUACUUUCAUCAUUUUGUUGGUUAAUUAACGAUGAAAUAAAUUAUGCAGCUUCUUUAGGUGGUUUAAAUGUUGAUGAUUGUAUGAGAAAAGUUCAAGGAAAUGUUAAUUUAUCACGAAGACUUCGAGCUUUACAAUCUGCAACAAAUAAUCAAGAUACAAAGAAUUCAUUAAUUCUUCAAAUUGAUUCAACAUCUCUUUCUUUGAAAGAGACUCUUUCAACGUCUACUGAUAAUCUUUCACCGAGAAAUAUUCCAAUAAUUCAUCCAUCAUCUUCCAGUUCGACUUCAUUCAAUCGACAAAUAUUUGUUCUUUAUAUAAUUGUUGGUAAAUCUCAAGCAUUAACAUUAAGUGAUGUUACAAAUAUUGGUGCAAUUGCAAUGGAUGUAUCAUUAAGACCACAGAAAGUUCAUGAUCUUGUUAAUCGUGCUGGUCGUUUAAUAACAUCUUAUGUUUAA